This is a messenger RNA of Pyrus x bretschneideri (Chinese white pear), 612 nucleotides long. RefSeq names its product short transmembrane mitochondrial protein 1-like. The coding region runs from base 209 to 379 and encodes 56 amino acids. The record is from RefSeq and is a predicted model, not a curated record. NCBI's taxonomy places the organism in Eukaryota, Viridiplantae, Streptophyta, Magnoliopsida, Rosales, Rosaceae. The transcript has a single exon.
AAGAAUAAGACCUGAAAAAAAUUAAAUAAAUUGGCUCCUUGGGCGCCUGUACGUUGAUGACCGGUUCAAGUCAACUCACCCAAAACGACACCGUCUUAACAGAGAAUUUUCUGAGAGGCCCCAAUGUCUUCUUCCCCAUAAAUACCCUCGAAUUCAAAUCGGAAGCCCUAGAAAUCGAUUUGAAUCGAUUGUUGUUCUGCAAAUUCGGAUGGGGAUAAUAAAGAGCAGCUUCUCCUUCCUAGUGGGCACGGUCGCCGGGAUCUACAUAGCCCAAAACUACGACGUUCCGAACAUCAAGAAGCUCGGCGACAAGGCCGUCUUCAUCGCCAAGCAAUACGAGGAGAAGUACCGCAAGCCCAAAAAGCGAGACGACGACUAGGAUUGCUUGCUUCCUCAACGACGCGGUUUCCGACCCAGGUUCUCGUUUUGGGAAAAUUUUCUGCUUUAAUAUUAACUGACGUGAUCAGUGCACGGUUAUGAAAUUUUUGCUGGAGAAAAUGUUACAGGUAAUUUGUGAUGAACUCGUUGCUUUCGGGCUUCGGGUUUCGAUUCAAUGCAAAAUGUAUACUCUUUUUGUUAUAGUAAAUGAAAAGCCUUGAAGGAGUUUUACAA